Messenger RNA from Hypanus sabinus (Atlantic stingray), 1810 nucleotides. RefSeq names its product polymerase (DNA directed), epsilon 2 (gene pole2). Lineage: Eukaryota; Metazoa; Chordata; Chondrichthyes; Myliobatiformes; Dasyatidae. The record is from RefSeq and is a predicted model, not a curated record. Gene Ontology annotation, cellular component: epsilon DNA polymerase complex. The coding region runs from base 98 to 1678 and encodes 526 amino acids. Gene Ontology annotation, biological process: error-prone translesion synthesis; DNA-templated DNA replication. Gene Ontology annotation, molecular function: DNA binding. The transcript has 19 exons.
GGCCCAGUGUGAAGUUUAUGAAUGAACGGGGGUGGCGCUCUUUCCCAGUACGCUCUCUGUUUGUGACGGAGUUGCAGUUUGGCGCCAAAGCUGCAGGAUGGCGUCCCAAGUGAAGAGUAAAGUUUCGGCUGUUUUUAAAAUGCACGGAUUAAUUCUGAGAUCUAACGCUGCCAAAUUUCUCGUGGAUGUCCUGGAAUCAGUCAGUGAGUCAGAGCUUGAAGAUACAAUCGAACGUAUUAUUGAUGCAGUAGAAAAGCAGCCAUUGAGUUGUAACAUGAUAGAGCAAUCAAUGGUGGAAGCAGCAGUCCAGGAAUGCAGUCAGACAUGUGACGAAACAAUAGAACAUGUUUUCAAUAUAAUUGGUGCAUUUGAUAUCCCUCGUUAUAUCUACAAUUCGGAAAAGAAGAAGUUUUUACCGCUUUCAAUGACAGAUCAUAGUGAACCUUGUCUGUUUGGAACUGCCAGGAACAAAGCUGAACUUUUUUGUGAGCGCUAUGCCAUUAUGCAACAGCGAACUCAUAGGCAUGAAUUAUUUACGCCUCCUGUGACAGGGUCCCACCCCGAUGAGAACAGGAAUAAGUUUCAACUAAAAACCAUAGAAACCCUCCUUGGCAGCAUAUCAAAAGUUGGAGAAGUCAUUGUUCUGGGAAUGAUAACACAGCUUAAAGAGGGCAAGUUCUUCCUUGAAGAUCCAACUGGAACAGUCCAGCUUGACCUCAGCAAAGCUCAGUUUCAUAGUGGUUUAUAUACUGAAUCCUGCUUUGUUCUUGCAGAAGGGUCGUAUGAAGAUGGAGUUUUUCAUGUAAAUGGAUUUGGAUUUCCACCUACUGAACCUUCCGCUGUUACAAGAGCUUAUUAUGGCAACAUCAAUUUUUUUGGUGGUCCUUCUGCUACAUCAGUGAAAUCUUCUGCGAAAUUAAAGCAAUUGGAGGAAGAAAAUGAAGAUGCCAUGUUUGUUUUUGUAUCUGAUUUGUGGCUGGAUCAGGCGGAAGUUCUUGAAAAACUUCACAUGAUGUUUUCAGGUUACUCAUCCAUGCCACCCACUUGUUUCAUCUUCUGUGGUAAUUUUUCCUCUGCUCCAUACGGAAAAAAUCAGAUCAAAGCUCUAACAGAAUCACUGAAAACCCUUUCAGAUAUUAUCUGUGAAUACCCCAAUAUCCAUAAAAACAGCCGCUUUGUUUUCGUUCCUGGUCCGGAAGAUCCAGGUCCAAGUUCUAUCUUACCCAGACCUCCACUAGCUAACUACAUUACAGAAGAGUUCAGUAAGAGAGUUCCAUAUUCUGUAUUUACUACAAAUCCCUGCAGGAUUCAGUACUGCACACAGGAGAUUAUAAUUUUUCGUGAGGAUCUGGUUAACAAGAUGUGUAGAAAUUGCAUCCGAUUUCCUAACAGUAAUUUGGAUAUUCCAAACCAUUUUGUGAAGACCAUCGUUGCACAAAGCCAUCUGACACCACUGCCACUGUAUGUUAGUCCAGUCUACUGGGCAUAUGAUUAUGCUCUUUGUGUGUACCCAGUACCAGACCUGCUUGUAUUUGCUGACAAAUAUGAUCCAUUCAACAUUGUCCAUACAGACUGCAUCUCUGUCAAUCCUGGCUCAUUUCCACGCAGUGGUUUCUGCUUCAAGGUGUACUAUCCCUCAAGUAAAACUGUGGAGGACAGUAAACUUCAGAAUCUUUGAGUGUGAAUUUCAAGAGAUUGGAAAAGUAUGGACAUUGCAGAACUAUGUUUGCACAUCAGCAUCUGGAGAUAAUAUUGAUGAUUUCAUGUUUAUUUGUAUAUAUUUAUAUUGAUGCUUUUUAAAUAAAUUAAA